CAAAAGUUAAAAUAAAGUUCUUUGUAACUGUAAGAGAGAGAUCAUUGUUGCUUCUCCACCUCUUUUUGCUUAUGAAAACUGAAAUUCUGAAGAAGUUGAAUUCUGAACCUGGUGCCCAAUCUUACUGAGGGAUGGGGGGAAAAGAAAACUAGAAAAACACACACCACCAUAUUGAACUGGAGCAUUACUGAUAGGACAUUUUGGCAUAAGAGAAGAGUUUGCAAAGAUUUGUCCAUAACAAUAUCACAAAUUCUUCAAAUCUGAACCAUGGGCAGGCCCAGGAAAACCCCUGACUAUGUGUCAUCGCCUCGACCUGCCGCUGCAGCGCCCAAAGCCGCCCCGGCAGCCCCUCAGUCUUCUGCCUCCUCCAAGACCCUUCCUGCAAAGAGUAGAACCGCGAGUGCUCCCACGCCUAAGAGUGAAGGUGGCAAGCCAGGACGGGCAGAAAAGCCUGCCUGCACCGCGAGUGCCCAGGGAACAAGUCAGAGUUACCCAGUGAGGUCCGCGGCGGCAUAUGGCGGUGAGCAAGGAGACACCAGGAGCAGCCGUGGAGCGAGAUCCAAGACCGUCGCAGCAGCUGGAGGAGUCCAGUCUCAUACCGAAGCCUUUGCAAGCGCCGGUGCUUCCAAAACCCCAGGCAAAGCCGCCACAUCCCAAGGCAAAGCAAAUCAUCUUCCCUCCCCCUUUCCCACUACAAAAGUGGCUGAAAUAGAGAAAGAGACGCGGGGUCAGCGAAUGAACCCUGAAUGGCACAAGUGGCGGGAAAAUCGCAUCACAGCCUCCAUAGCUCCCAAGAUCGCCAACAGCAAGUUCGUGAAUGGCCGGAGCUCCGAGGUGCCUCAGUCGUACCUUAAAGCUGUUGUAGAAUCUGGCUCCGGUGUACAGACCCCGGCCAUGUCUUGGGGCGUCCGUAACGAGCAGAAAGCAGUGCAGGCCUACGAAGUGCUCAAGUCCAGCAAGGCUAGCAAGCCGGUGAAGGUUGAUCAUUGCGGCCUCUUCGUUGACAAAGGGAAGGCCUGGCUAGCCGCCAGCCCUGACGGGAUUGUCAAAGAAGCAGAUACGGGCAAGGAACUUGGGGUUUUGGAGGUCAAGUGUCCCUAUAAACACCGAGACAAGACGGUGACGGAAGCUUGUAAAGACAAAGCCUUCUGCCUGGAGAAAGAGGGCAAUUCCUUCUCGUUGAAAAAAACCCACCCCUAUUACACGCAAGUGCAGUGCCAGAUGGGAGUCACUGGCCUUGAAAAGGCAGACUUCGUGGUUCACACCAACAAAGAGACUGUGAUUGCCCCGGUAGAUUUUGAUCCAGCUUUCUGGGAGAAAACGGUGCCUAAGCUGGAGAAGUUCUACACUGAUGCCGUAGUCCCUUUUCUGGAGAAGAAGGAAAGUGCUGCAGUCUGGGCUAAAGAAGAAUGAGGCUGCUGAGAGAUCCUUAACUUUCUCCUUCACUGGAAGAUGUGCCUUUAACCCGUUACCUAUACUCACUCCUUUCUGGUUGCUCACCCAGCCCUUCUGUGCCUUAACAAAAUUUUGCAAAUAGUUAGGGAACAACCUAGUGUUGUCUGCCAUGUUGCCUGCCCUCUCCACUUUCCUGGGCAUUAGUGUUGCAGAAUAGCAGAGAUUCAACAGCUAUGUUCAUCCUCUGUCCAUGAUGGAUAAUAAGUAUGCUAUGCAUUCUCUUGUUGCUUGCAGAGCAGAUAAGGCUGCACACUACUGUCCUGCCAUUUCUUCUGCUUGGUUGCAGGUAUGCUGCCCCACCUGCCUGUCCUCACUUUAAUGGGCCAUGCAGCAAGGAUAACAUAACAGCAGGUGUGUCACAGGGCAUACAUGGAAUUGCUACUCACCCCAGGCAACUGGCGGUUGCACCACUGACUUCACAAUUCCAGCUUCGUUCCUAUAUAAUUUCGACAUGGGCGUUUAAGCUUUUUGAGAAUCUGGUGGUGGUCCGACUUCUCUCUUGCAAGGCAGAGCACAUUCUUUAUGGUACAUUUAUAGUAUUUCCUUGAAGCUGUGCAGAAGGCUUUGCUUUUCGAAGAAAUGGCUCUUGUGAUGAUGAUACUUACUGAGUUAGAAGAAGAAGAAGGAGAAGAAAAAGAAGGAGGAUGGAUGUAUGGAUAGUUGAGAGUCAAGCGGGCUUGAGCAUAAAUCGAGACCAAAUUGGAAUCUGCAAUUCACCUCUAUCUCAUCAAUAUAUCCCAGUGAAUUAUGUGGAGGUUCUCUCUUGAGAAAGUGUGCAUAAAGACAGGUUACCAGUUACCUUUUGAGUUAAGUUUCUUGCUGAUAUCAAAGACGAAAAAAUGCAUAACCUUAAAUAGUAAGAUGCACUGUGUUCUCCAGUGAGUCAGAUAGGAGGCGCCUUUCCCCCCGCUCUCAUCUCACUUAAAUGGGUUUUCUAUGCUGCUAUGUUAAGAGACUGCCUUUCACUGCAGGAGAACCAAUAUCUUUGCUUUUGAAGGCACCUGUAUCUUAGGAAGUCAAAAUAUCUGUUUCAUUUAUGUUUAGAAAAUUAUCUUUGGAUUAUUGCAACUUUGUUUAGAACAUAAACUUACCUAAUAAGACAUAGCAAGCUAGUCCAAUUGUAGAGUGUGAUUGCUUUCGUUUGCCCAUGGCUUCUCUUAUGUAAAAUGAAGCAUUAUAUCCAAAUAAAAACAUUAACUUCA
Messenger RNA from Elgaria multicarinata webbii, 2657 nucleotides. RefSeq lists its product as uncharacterized. The coding region runs from base 268 to 1413 and encodes 381 amino acids. The transcript is spliced from 3 exons. NCBI's taxonomy places the organism in Eukaryota, Metazoa, Chordata, Lepidosauria, Squamata, Anguidae. The record is from RefSeq and is a predicted model, not a curated record.